Messenger RNA from Patiria miniata (bat star), 3302 nucleotides. RefSeq lists its product as uncharacterized. The record is from RefSeq and is a predicted model, not a curated record. Gene Ontology annotation, cellular component: plasma membrane. NCBI's taxonomy places the organism in Eukaryota, Metazoa, Echinodermata, Asteroidea, Valvatida, Asterinidae. The transcript is spliced from 7 exons. The coding region runs from base 268 to 1851 and encodes 527 amino acids.
AUUAUUGCAUUUUCACCGCAGUGUGGCAUACGUGCAAAAAAUACCUUUUAGCACUGGGGUGACGAUAUAAAGCGGGUAGUUGACAGAGUAUAUAGUUAGCGACCUGCACGUGACGUACGAUACGAUCCAAUAACUGACACGGAUUAUUGUGAAAGCCGGAAAAUAUAGUCAUUUCCCCUCAUUUGGCGACUGGAUUUUAACGGCAUCGGUGAAAUCAGUUUCUCAGACCACUUUUUGGGGGAAUAUUUCGACUCGGAAACAGCAGAUAUGGAGCGGGAAAUUGGUAAAAGGGUUGUGGUUGCGGCUGUGGUUUGUUUUCUACUUCCGCUGGGAUUUUGUCAAAAUUCAGAUGACGUUUACAAGGGUUGUUACCUCGAUGGUGAUGGUGAGGAGACACCCCGUGUCUUGACAGACCUCAUCUUAUGCGAUGACAUGGGAAACGUGUGUCAGACCUCCUGUGGAUCAGAGCAAAGAUACUGCGAGAGCGGCGAGAUGACUAUCCAACUUUGUCAAUCACUCUGCAGAGCAAAAAACUUCCAGUACUAUGGCCUAGAAGGUGGCAACCAGUGUUUCUGUGGAGGUGCCUUCGCAAAACCAUUCGUGUAUGGAUUUGAACUGGACAACAUGCUUUUGAACUGCUCAGAUCCUUGCACUGGUGAUAACAGCCAGACCUGUGGCGGGGAAUUCCGAAUCAAGCUUUAUGAAUUUGAAGAACCCUUGGAGAAUCCUGGUUGUUUCUUCCCUGGAGCGGUCCCUAAUGCCAUAGUGACGGAUGUAGGUGUCGGAGUUGGUGAAACACUGUCUUUCACAUGUGAGCCUGGGUUCGAGCUGGUAGGGGAUUCUACAUUGACGUGUAUCACCAAUCGCACGUGGUCAUCAGAUAAACUGCCCAUCUGUAAUUAUACGGGCGUGUUUCCAGAACCCACAACUGAACUGCCAACCACAACUGAACUGCCAACCACAACUAAACUGCCAACCACAACAGCAUCAGCAACCACUACAGAGGAACCCACAACUGAAAAGCCAUCCACGACGCUGUUAUUAGAAACUACCAGUUCAGAUGUUACCACAGCCAAACCUCAAACUACCAGUUCAGAUGUUACUACGGUCAAUCAGCAAACUACCAGUUCAUAUACGAACAAGCCCGACCCUACCACCAAGCAGGAAACUCCUAAAACCACCGUGAAAGUUGUCCCAACUAAGCCCCAAACAUCCAUAACAGAUUACCUGCCGUACAUCAUCGGUGGGGCAGCAGGACUCCUCCUCCUUCUGGUAAUCGUCAUGAUCGCCGCCCUUACCUGUAAACUAAGGAAACGAUCCGGGAACGCAAACCAAAACAUCAGUCUGAAGCCGGACGACUUAGCCCCCGUGACACUCCUAAACUCGGGUUUUACUGCCGGUGACGACCCAGAGGCCGAAAUGCCAGACAUCCUCUUAGCCUCCGAGACUCGUCCGCCAGUGGUCGAGAACGAGUACGUCAACCAAGAACGACCGAUGCACCACGAGAUGUCCACCUUUUCGUCGGGGAAAGGCGGCGUCAGCAACGGCGACGAUCCGUUUUGGAAGGAUCCCAACACUGCCUACGAGGAUAUGAAACCACUGCCACCCAUGCAACAGAAUCCGAUUUACGAGAGCGCAGGUGGAUCCACAGUGAACGACACUGACAAUUCCGCAGAGAAUGGUACUAAUGAAAGUCCUUCUGAAGGAAAUAAAGCGCAACCAGGCAAACGUGUCUCUCAGUAUGAACAAAUGGACGCUGGCAAGUGGGGCUCACCAGAGAAUGUUACCUCUGAAGAUGGGGAAUCCAGAUUUGACAGAGACCAACGUGCGUCAGUCGCUACCAAACUGUAAUCAUUAACAUUGAUAUGCCCACCCAAAUUGAGUACAUGUACUGUGCUUGAUGUCUUCAGUGCACAUUAGUUAAGCCGAUUUGGUAUUUCCUUCACGCGCAAUGACGUAGUUCAGGUCAAAGGUCAUUUCGGAUAAAGAUGUCCGACGAAAACCUUUUGGAACUAACCAUAUUAAGUGCAGAAAGAAUAAAACAGAACUAACACGACCUCGUUGUCUCGGAGAUGGCCCUUUACAGACCACGUGUCCUGUGACGUCAUACCAACGGGCUACAUUUAAGCAUUGCAUCCGCAUUAAACAGUCUCUUUCACCACUUUUACACCAUUCACAUUUCAAGAGAUAUACAUGCAGUGAAGAAGAGAACCGAUUGCUUAAGUUGGCACCACGUGACCACAACAUCCAUCUAUAUUUAUUCCGAAUGACCUACGACGCACUAUUUUCAACACAUGCGCAGUUCAAAUAUCGAAUGUAAAAAUGGCGUUGUGACAUGAAAUAUGGACCUAUACAAGUACAUGUGUUUACCCCUACACAUACAUGUCCUUAUACUUGGUAUUAGGACACGCGGUGCGUGUUUUUGGCUAAAUUUUAUUUAACCUAAUGUAUUUCAUGUUGUACAUAUCAGUUAUUAUGUAUUUAGUAUGAUCCCAAUGGUCAUGGUGUCGUUUGUCCAAAUAAGUCUUCAAGUUCAGGGUUUUAUAAAGAAUGAAAAUAAUGCGAUACCUCUUUUAUUGUUGUAAAUACAAAUAUAAAAUGACAUUUGUAUCCGUUUGUAAAGUGCUGGUUCACUUGUAAAUAGAGUUUUUCCUUUAUACAUUAAUCAAUUAUUUUGUACUUGCAAACUUUGUAAUAUUCAAACAUAGAAUUGAAAAGUAUUCAAAUAUAUAGGUUUUUAUCAAUUCCACAAUUAUUUAGAGUAUUAAUCGUUGAUUAAGUAAAUAAGUGGAUAUACAUGCAGGUAUUUUUAACUGGUGAACCUUUGAGCCGAUACGUGAACGAGUUAAUGAAUUGGAAUAACAUGUGGCUGUAAAAUGUCCGAGGAGGAUCUAGGAAAAGUUGCUGCAUGCACAUGUCUGAAAAGAGCGAAUGGUUCCCCCUCUCUGGAAAACAGGUUUACAGGCAUUUCUGGAGUUGGGCCUAUUUGUGGCAAAAUUAAGAGAAACACUAAGGGGAAUCGGAGAAAAAAAUUGGGUUGAAAGAGUUUUCACAGUGUGAGUAAAAUGAAUUUUUUUCCACAGGUUUUUCUUAAGGGUUUUUUCGAAAAGAAAAGAAAUGUCCACACUACGUAUGUAACCCAUUAUGUGUGUGUUAAAUAGCGAGUGUGUUUUUGUUAUUAGGGGAGGCGGCAAAAUAGAAAAGUGGCCGUGGAUAAAUCGAAGGUGGGAGGGGAGGCGGGACAUCAUUUGACGUUUGGGAAUGAGUUUCAGCCUGGCCCAACAAUUAAUAAAGGAUUACCA